CCAUUCCUCUCAUACUCGAACACUUCACCUCCUCCCACCGCCUUCUAGUCAGCAUGGCCGCCACCGCCGUCUCCGCAUCCACCUUCGUUGGACAGGCUUUGGGCCUGUCCGGCAAUGCCCUCACCCAGAAGGUGAAUGUUGGUGAGGCCCGCGUUGUCAUGCGCAAGACCUCGAAGGCCGCCGCCCCCGCCUCCAUCUGGUACGGUGAGGACCGACCCAAGUACUUGGGCCCAUUCUCCGGAGCUACCCCCUCGUACCUGACUGGUGAGUUCCCCGGUGACUACGGAUGGGACACUGCAGGACUCUCUGCUGACCCCGAGACCUUCGCCAAGAACCGUGAAUUGGAGGUGAUCCACGCUCGAUGGGCCAUGUUGGGAGCUCUGGGAUGCGUUUUCCCCGAGUUGUUGGCCAAGAACGGUGUGAAGUUCGGAGAGGCAGUGUGGUUCAAGGCUGGAUCACAGAUCUUCGCUGAGGGAGGUUUGGACUACCUCGGUAACUCGAGCCUCGUCCACGCCCAGAGCAUUCUGGCCAUCUGGGCUUGCCAGGUUGUGCUCAUGGGAGCCAUCGAGGGAUACAGAGUAGCAGGAGGUCCUUUGGGUGAUGUCGUCGACCCCAUCUACCCCGGAGGCUCAUUCGACCCCCUGAACUUGGCUGAGGACCCAGACACCUUCGCCGAGCUGAAGGUCAAGGAGCUGAAGAACGGAAGGCUCGCCAUGUUCUCCAUGUUCGGAUUCUUCGUCCAGGCUAUCGUUACCGGAAAGGGUCCCAUCGAGAACCUGUCCGACCACUUGGCUGACCCCGUUGCCAACAACGCCUGGGCCUACGCCACCACCUUCACCCCCGGAAACUAGACGAAAAUCCUUCAGCUGUGAGAUUAGGCAUUUGGAGCUGGCGAGGAGAUGGCCUGCCACGGAACUCAAAAGUCCGUCGGCACCAGGUGUAUAUAGUUGCUUCGUAGGUUACUUCAAAGCUGCCAAUCGCUACCUGGAGUAGCUCCUGUGAUUCGCCUUCUCUAAUAAAUCUAUCUCAUUUUGUACAAAAAA
Messenger RNA from Marchantia polymorpha subsp. ruderalis, 1043 nucleotides. The record is from the annotation of a GenBank genome assembly. Lineage: Eukaryota; Viridiplantae; Streptophyta; Marchantiopsida; Marchantiales; Marchantiaceae.